GCGACGCUCUCACACGUGAAACUGGCAUAUUUAUAAUUCUCCCAAAAUACAUUAUCAAUCAUGUCUGGAAAUGAAAAUUCUGGUGAUGGAGAAUUCGAUGAUGUAAUAAAUGCUGAAGACAUCCUUCAUGUUAUUGAACUUGAUGAUAAUAGAGAUAUAUCAGAGGUGAUGGAAGAAGCUGACCUUGGUGAAGAUUUUGAUGAUGAUAUGGAGGCAUCUGGUGGUCAAAUAGAAGUUCAAGACAUGGCUGGGGUCGUCUUUGAUAAACACAAAGAUGCCGUAUUUUCUGUGCACAUUGAUCCUAACACCAGCCAACUGGCCGUAACCGGAGGUCAGGAUGAUACAGCGUUUGUGUGGAAAAUCUCCACUGGAGAAGUUCUCUUUGAAUGCACUGGUCACAAGGAAUCUGUUACAUGUACUAGUUUUAGCCACGAUGGGACGUAUGUAGCCACUGCCGACCUGUCAGGGCUGGUAAAAGUCUGGAAAAUUGAAACAAAGGAAGACGUCUUCACAUUUGAGUGCUCAGAUGCUGAGUGGAUGAAGUGGCAUCCUGGCUCCCACGUUCUGUUUCUGGGCACAGUUGACGGUGACAUCUGGAUGUGGAAGAUUCCAAGUGGGGAAUGUAAAACCCUCCAGAGUCAUGGCUGUACUGUUUCUUGUGGGGUCAUUCUCUCUGAUGGAAAAAGGAUGUGUGUUGGAUAUGAUGAUGGUUCACUCAAGAUUUGGGAUCUGAAGUCUGUCAGUGUACAACACAAUAUAACAGGAGUGAAUGCCCACAAGUCGACAGUCCUGUGUGUCGACACUCACCCCGUCAACAAUGUGAUCCUAUCUGGGUCAACUGAUGUAACGGCAAGAGCUUACAACAGUUCUACAGGAAAGUUACUGGGGUCAUAUGACUGUUCAUCACCGGAAACUGAAGAGGAUUCGGUCGAAGCAGUGGCCCUUUCUCCAACGCACAGUUAUGCUGCUACAGGGACAGUGGCCGGAGUAUUAAGUAUCUGGGACACAAAUACACAAAUUUGUAGGCACAAGUGUCGGCACGAGGGGGGUAUAGUCAGUGUACAAUGGGAUCGUUUAACCCCGCAAGUAUACACAAGCUGUUUAGAUGGAGCUAUACGAUUAUGGGACGCUAGAAAUGGUGAGAUGGUCUCAAAAUGGACUGGACACACAGACUCUAUACUGGGAUUCGAUGUGUCAAGAGAUGGGAAAUAUUUGGUGACAGUUUCAGAAGAUAAGACGGCUAGGGUUUUCUCCCUCAGCACUUCAGAUAGAUAGGGCUGAAAACAAACAAAUCUUUGUAAAUCUUUGUAAAAAAAUAACCAGAAAUAUUUUGCAUAUACAUGUUAGUCAGGUAUAUGGUAAUAAUUCUAUUAAAAUAAUUUAUUCACAGUUUUUAAGUUUUCAGAGCAAUAAUUGUAAGAAAGGAAAAGCUUUCCUGUUUCAACCGCACAUAUCACAGUGGUGUUAGAUUGUUUGCUUCCAAAUGUUGUUCAAAGGUCAUUUUCCCCUCUUGGACAAAAAGCAUUUCCAAGUCUUGGUCAAAAGUCAUUUCACACUCUUGAUGAAAUGUCAUUUCCCACUCUAAGUAAAAAGCCAUUCUUGGUGAAAAGUCAUUUCCCACCCUUGGUAAAAAGUCAUUUCCCACCCUUGGUAAAAAGUCAUUUCCCACUAUUGGUGAAAAGUCAUGUCCCACCCUUGGUGAAAAGUCAUUUCCCACCCUUGGUAAAAAGUCAUUUCCCACUCUUGGUGAAAAGUCAUUUCCCACCCUUGGUGAAAAGUCAAUUCCCACUCAUCAUGCUCUUUCAAAAUCUGUGACACUAUAUCAAGCUUGUCUGAUUUUUCAGAAUUGAGGUGAUAUACAACCUUAAUGUCAUUGUUGGCGUCGUGUGACAUAAGAGGGGUGUUAUACAGCCUCAAUGUCAUUGUUAGCGUUGUGUGACAUAAGAGGGGUGUUAUACAACCUCAAUGUUAUUGUAAGCGUUGUGUGACAUAAGAGGGGUGUUCAGAAUGUAAUUCAACUGCAUUGCAUUUUCAUUAGAUUGAAACUUCUCCAAAGUAUUUUUGUGUAAAGAAAGAUUUGUGAAGGUUUUUUUAUGAUCUGUGUCAGUAUUCUUUUCUAUACCCUUACUAUAUUUCUUUUAAAAUGGACUUAUCAGCCUUGUGUCAAUUUCGCAAGGCCAUAAAAUCUACAUUGGUUGUCUAUAUGAAGACAUAUUAGUAGAAGCCAUAGGUGAUUCUUUGAAAAUUUUAAGCAGUAUAUAUUGACCGCCCUACAUGCUGUUGCAUUGGCCUUAAAGCUGCACACUCACAGAUUGACCGUUUUGACAUGAUUUUUUUUAUUAUCUUUUUUGUCUUGGAAUUAGCCAAUAUUUGCGUUUAUGUCUGGAAACCAGUGAUAUAAGACUUCUGACAAAAGAGCAGUUCACAUUUUUUUUAAAUUUUCAUUUGAAAAUUGAUGAUUUAUGGCUAACCCUUUAAGAAAACUGAAAUUUUCGGCAGUUUAUCAGUUAAUUGAGAUCUGUUCUAUUGUGAGUUAUCUUAUAUGACUGAAUUGAAGCUCGGAUGCCAAAAUGAGCUGAUUCUGAGACCAAAAAUAUAUGAAAAAGUCAAAACUGUCUAUUUGUGAGAGUGCAACCAUAACUCAAUAGAAUAAUCAUGAUAUUCCCAUGAAAUUUAGUAAUCAUGUUACCUGUGAUAAUAAGCACAGUAGCAAAAUGUCACAUAUAUUAGUAUUGUCAUAUAUUUAUUUGAUUAAGUAUUGCCAAGAUAUGACCCAUGAACAACUAAAAAAACACUAGGCCAUGGUUUGCAUCUGCCUUCCUACUUUUGGUGAAUAUUAUACGAUGGUUGGGACUGAUUCACUGACAUGUAUUACUUCACGUUAACCAGGCAAUCCUACGGAAACCCUCGGUUAUUAGAUUGGGGUAUGUCGUUGUGCUGGCGGAUGGCUGGCAUGGCAUCAAUAAUUUCUGUCCUUGCUGUAACUUGACAAUGCAUAAGAGGGUUUUAAAUUUACUUUGCGCAGAUGUCGCCAAUGGAAGCCGGUGUGUUAAAUACAAGACCCAUAUAUGAGUCAGCCAAAGGUCAAUGUUACUAUAGGGUCAUUAUUCAAAAUUUCUUGUUGUUUAGACUAAAGCUUGACCAUGCAUUGAGUAAAUUAUAAAUAAAUACAAAUAUUCAACAUGAGAACUGGUAUGUCAUAGGCAAGAGGUCAAGAUCACACUUCAGGGUCAUUGGUCAAAUGUCAUUGUAUAUUUGCUAGAAUUUGUUUGGGAAUUAAAAAACAAAAUUUGGGAAUUAAAAAACAAAAUAGCACGAAUGUUCACCAUAUGUAGCUUGCAUGUCGCCUGAACAAAGCGAAUAAACAAUAUGAGUUCAAAUUCAUAAAAACAUUUCGAUCUUUAUUUUAAAAAUCUUUUAUUGAACUGUGUCAUCAGUUCUAUCCAGCGGAGGGCUCGAACUUGUUGGCGUUUCCCCAACAAAGCUCUGGUAUAUAUAUAUAAAGCGUCACUCUUAUGUCUGUUUGUCUAUCCAUCAUGUGUUCGUUUUGCCAAAAUCUUCUGAUUGGCCAAAUUGACAGCCUGAUUUGUGUCGCAUUGUGGUGUAUCUAGUUUUAAAGUGCUAGUGUAUUGUGAAGUAUAUGUUUAUCGUUAUUUCUGGUAUGCAGAGUUAAAGAUGUUUUCAAUUUCAAUGCAUUUACCAUGACUAAGCAAUGAUAAACCAACACUAUAUAAGA
Mya arenaria is the source of this 3736-nucleotide messenger RNA. RefSeq names its product angio-associated migratory cell protein-like. The record is from RefSeq and is a predicted model, not a curated record. Bases 61 to 1275 code for a protein of 404 amino acids. The transcript is spliced from 11 exons. Gene Ontology annotation, molecular function: protein binding. Lineage: Eukaryota; Metazoa; Mollusca; Bivalvia; Myida; Myidae.